AAUGCCGGAAAAAAGCCGCUAUUCGAUUCGUUUGCCUAUUUAUUUUGAAGAGUUUCAGAUUUCAGAAAGAAUUACUAGAUACUAUAUCAAAUACCACAUAACAUAAAUCAUCUCAUCAUGGCGUCCCCGUCCCCGAAGUCACCAGAACAGACAGAGAAGAACAAACAGUACGACAGGCAGCUUCGGCUGUGGGGUGAUCAUGGUCAGUCUGCUCUUGAGAAGAGUCACAUCUGUCUGAUAAACGCAAACGCCCUAGGAACAGAGAUACUGAAAUCAAUCGUACUGCCUGGUAUCGGUGCCGUGACUAUAGUUGACGAACAUAUAGUUAGUGAGGAAGACAUAGGCAGUAAUUUCUUCUUAGAAACCACUAGUAUAGGCCUGAAUAGAGGGUCAGAGACGCUGCGUCUUCUUCUGGAGCUGAACUCUGCCGUCCAAGGCCACGCCGUGCAGGAACCGACAGACCAAAUCCUCAAGGAAAAUCCAGAUUUCUUUAAAAGCUUCAGUGUAGUUGUGGCUACAGCAUUAUCAGAAAAGAUAAUUCAAGAUCUGUCAGAGCAUCUCUGGGAAAACAAUGUUCCAUUUAUUUUGUGCCGGUCAGUUGGGUUCCUUGGAUCAUUCAGGAUUCAGGUGAGGGAACAUGCUGUGAUUGAAACUCACCCUGACAAUGAGCAGCCAGACUUGCGCCUUGAUGUUCCAUUCCCUGCUCUGGCUGAAUAUCUUGCUGACAUUGAUAUUGAUGCAGUUGAUCUCAAAGACCAUGGCCACAUCCCAUGGAUUGUGAUUUUAUACAAAGCUGUUCAAAAGUGGCAGCAAGUUAAUGCAAAUAGAUGGCCCAUGAGCAGAAAAGAGAAGAAUGAAGUUAAAGAAAUUAUCAGUGGAUUCAUCAGAAAGGAUGAAAAUGAUGUGCCAAUUAGUGAGGAAAAUUUUGAAGAGGCACUGCGAGCAGUGAACACAGGCUUAGUGCCUACAUUUCUGCCAGUGAAGAUUCAGGACCUUAUAUACAGCAGUGCAGCAAUUAACUUGAAUAGUGAAAGUUCACCAUUCUGGAUUAUGUGCUCAGCUCUCAGAGGAUUUGUAGAAGCUGAAGGGAAGGGCAAGCUGCCGGUGAGAGGAGUGCUACCGGACAUGACUGCUUCCACUGAGCACUAUGUGAAGCUGCAGAAUAUGUACCGCAACCAGGCUGCAAUGGAUGCUGAGGCAGUCUACAGGAAAGUGCAGCAGAUAGUAACUCAACUGCACAGAGACAGCAUCAGUGAAGCUGAGGUGAAGCUGUUCUGCAGACACGCACAUGAUCUGCACUUGAUCAAGGGCUCUAGCAUAGCACAGGAGUAUCAGCUCAACAGCCCUACAGCUACUUAUAUUGCUAAACAUCUGGAAGAGCCAGAUGUCAUGAUGGUCCACUACAUUCUACUUCGAGCCUCUGAAAGAUUCCAGUCUGAGCAUUGCAGGGCCCCUGGUGACUGGGAGCCAGAGGGAGACAUUGCUCAACUCAAGACCUGUGUCUCCAAGCUGCUCAGUGAUAUUUCCUGUUCACCAUUCCCUAAGGAUGAUCACAUCCAUGAGAUGUGUCGCUAUGGAGGCGCAGAGAUCCACAGUGUGUCAGCAUUUUUAGGAGGCUGUGUGGCACAUGAGGCCAUUAAACUUGUAACAAAGCAGUACAAGCCUGUAAAUAACACAUUCAUAUAUGAUGGAGCCUCAACUAACACUGCUACUUUUACUUUGUGAUUUUAUUUAUUAUAAACUGUGAGGAAUGA
Messenger RNA from Plutella xylostella (diamondback moth), 1754 nucleotides. It is a transcript of the gene APP-BP1, whose product is annotated as Nedd8-activating enzyme E1 regulatory subunit APP-BP1. Gene Ontology annotation, cellular component: cytoplasm. Gene Ontology annotation, molecular function: NEDD8 activating enzyme activity. The record is from RefSeq and is a predicted model, not a curated record. NCBI's taxonomy places the organism in Eukaryota, Metazoa, Arthropoda, Insecta, Lepidoptera, Plutellidae. Gene Ontology annotation, biological process: protein neddylation.